Molecule: messenger RNA, 561 nt
Organism: Prorocentrum cordatum
Lineage: Eukaryota; Dinophyceae; Prorocentrales; Prorocentraceae
Source: the annotation of a GenBank genome assembly
AUGACCAUCGCUGCCAUCGCGAGCGCCGAGGAUGCCCAGGUCUUAAUGGCGCGGCACCUGGACGCAGAUUGCCUCAACAUGGGUCUGAUCUACAUCCAGGCAUCGGCUCGCGCGGCCAAGUGGUACAGCCAGUACCUCGACUGGCUGCACCUGCACCCCUUCGAGCGAGAGCAGCGCGGGAUGAACUCGCUGCUGGGUUUCACGAAGCAGCGAGUCUCGUUCCCGCCGGAGGAGAUGCCUCAGCUGAAGGUCGUGGCGCUCGACGACGCCAACGAGUUCGCCAGCAGCCGGGGCGGCUGGCUGGGCGACUGGAGCCGCCUGCGGUUCUUCCACUGGGUGAACCCGUCGGAGACGGCCUCGCACUGGAGCGACGUCAAGGUGGGGGACCUGACCGCGCUCUACGAGGCCGCCCUCCACCCAGCGACGGACAUUCUCGGAGCAGGCGGAUCCAUGGCUCGCGUCCUGGCGGGCGCAGGGCCCGGCUCACUGCUGCGCCCCGUGCGCGACCUCAUGGACUCCAUGCGCGUGGCCGAGGCGCCGCCGCGGCGCGAGUGUUGGUAG